UACUGUUUGUCAUAGUGAGCAGACUCUCCUCUUCCCUUUCUUCCAGAGGAGCAUGUUAACUAUAAUGCAGAAUUAUUAAAUCCCUUCAUUCCGUGGGCUGUGAUUUCCAGAUGGGAAUGCCAUAGGCACAGAGAACAGUUUGAAGAGGACAGGAUGUGCUGAACGGCAAUGUUUUGUCUGAGCGUGUCUCCAGAUUUCAGACGAGGGUCUGAAGCACUGCCAGCUGCACAGACUUCUGCUCCCUUGUUCCCCGGCUAUUCCCAGACUUGCAGCACAGAUGAAAACGGCAAGUUCCCUAGACUUCCCUCUGCUUGACCUCCUUGUCUGCCUCAUCUUGGUCCAGCUGCUUACCCCUUGCUCAGGUCAGUUUUCUGUGAUUGGACCCCAUGGGCCCAUCCUGGCCAUGGUGGGUGAAGACGCUGAUCUGCCUUGUCAUCUCUCCCCGAGAAUGAGUGCAGAGACCAUGGAGCUGAUGUGGGUGAGAUCCAGCCUUAGGGAGGUGGUAUAUGAGUAUGUAAAUGGGAAGGAAAUAAAAGAAAAACAGAUGGCAGAGUAUCGAGGGAGAACUUCAAUUUUAAGAGAUGGCAUCACUGAAGGGAAGGCUACUCUCCGAAUUUACAACAUCAGACCCUCUGACACUGGAAACUACCUGUGUUAUUUCCAAGAUGACGACUUCUAUGAAAAAGCCAUGGUGGAGCUGGAGGUUGCAGCACUGGGUUCUGAUCUUGAUAUUGAGAUGAAGGGUUAUGAGGAUGGAGGGAUCCAUCUGGAGUGCAUGUCCACCGACUGGUAUCCCCAACCGGAAAUACAGUGGAGAGAUGCCAAUGGAGAGGACAUGCCAGCUCGGGCAGCAUCUUUGCAUGAAAAUAGAGCAGGUCUAUAUGCAGUCACAGCAUCUGUGAUCCUGAAUGGCAGCUCUAGGGAAGGGGUGACCUGUAUCAUCAGAAAUCCCCUCCUCAACCAGGAAAAGACCACCAGGAUUUCCAUCGCAGACCCCUUCUUCUGGAGAGCCUGGCCCUGGAUCUCCACACUGGCGGGGACCCUCCCAGUCUUGCUGUUGCUUCUCACAGUGGCCUGUUACUUCGUCUGGCAACAGCAUAAGGAGAAAGAGAAAGAGCAAGCAGAAAAGGAGCAGGAACGAAGGGAAAGAGAGUACCUCCAGCUUGUACUGCGUGGAGAGAAGUCUCAGGACUAUGCUGAAUGGAAGAUGGCCUUCUUCCAAGCUGAGAAACUCCAAAGAGAACUCAGCUGGAGAAAAGGCAAGAAAGUGGAUGAGCGGACUGUUAACAUUAACGGAGAGCUAUUGAUUCCCUUCAUUCUGUGGGCUGUGAUCUUCAGAUGGGACUGUCAAGGGAUGAAAAUGGCAAGUUCCCUACACAUCCCUCUGCUCAACCUCCUUGUCUGUGUCAUCUUGGUCCGGCUGCUUACCCCUUGCUCAGGUAGGGAACAUUCUGCAUUUAUGUUACUGAAUCAUACAGUUAUCUGUUAUCGUCCAGUUAGAACCUGUGAUAACUUCUUAUACCUGGAAGUCCUGGAAGUCCCAUCCCAAACUGAAGCUCAGUUUGCUGUGGUUGGACCCUCUGGGCCCAUCCUGGCCCUCAUGGGUGAAUAUGCUGAUCUGCCCUGUCAUCUUUCCCCGAAGAUGAACGCGGAGAUCAUGGAUCUGAUGUGGGUGAGAUCCAGCCUUAGGGAGGUAGUAUACAUGUAUGCAAAUGGGGAGGAAAGAGAUGACGAACAGAUGGCAGAGUAUCGAGCGAGAACUUUGAUUUUAAGAGAUGACGUCACUGAAGGAAAGGCUACUCUCCGAAUUUACGACGUCAGAGCCUCUGACAGAGGGAGCUACCGGUGUUAUUUCCAAGGUGAAAACUUCUCUGAAAAUGCCGUAAUGGAGCUGAAGGUUGCAGGAGAAGGUGAGACCAGGUUGAUGUCCAGAAGUCAAGACCCCUUCUGGAGGACCUGGCCCUGGAUCACAGCCUUGGUGGGGACACUGUCCAUCUUGCUGCUGAUUCUUACGGGGAUGGGUUACUUCCUGUGCCGACAGCAGAAGGAGAAAGAGAAAGAGCAAAUGGAAGAAAAGGCAAGAGAGGACCUCCAGCAUGAACUCAAGUGGAGAAAGAUCCAGUACAUGGCUCGUGGAGGGAUGUCUCAGGUCUAUGCUGAAUGGAAGAUGGCCCUCUACCAACCUGCGGAUGUGAUUCUGGAUCGGGGCACAGCACACCCCAACCUCGGUGUUUCUGGGGACAAGAAGAGCCUGUGGUGGACAGAUAGAAAACUGCUUCGGCCAAACAAUCUUAGGAGAUUUUUGGGGCAUCACUGUGUGCUUGGCUUCAACAGCUUCAGGUCAGGGAGACAUUUCUGGGAGGUUGAGUUUGGGUACAGGGGAGAGUGGUGUGUCGGGAUAUGUACGAAGAACGUGGAGAGAGUAUUUAGGGUUAAUAUGUCACCAAAGAAUGGAUUCUGGACUAUUAGCCUGUCUAAUGGGGAAGACUAUCAGGCUCUCACUGACCCCAGGACAGACUUGACAAUUUCCAACCCUCCUCAAAGAGUGGGGGUUUUCCUAGACUAUGAGACUGGUGAGGUCUCAUUCUACAAUGCCAUGGAUGGAUCUCACAUCUACACAUUCCCGCACACCUCCUUCUCUAAGCCUGUGUACCCAGUUUUCAGACUGAUGUCAUGGCAUCCCACUGCCUUGACCAUAUGCCCAGUGCUGACGUGAGUGCACAGUUCCCUUGUUACUGCCCUAGUGUCUGACUAUUCCCUGGAGACCCCACUGACCCCAGGCUCAGCUGACGGGAAUAGGGACCCUGAGGCUGAGGUAACAUCCCUGCUGCCCCCUGCCCAUCCUGGAGCCGAGGGCCCUCUCCUUAACAGCAACACAUCACAACAAUAAAAUACUGACUAAAUGCAAACACUGUGUGGAGCACUUCACUAAUAUUAAUUCCAUUAUUUCACAUGACAGUUGCGUGUGGUACAACAUUAUUGUCUCCUUUCUAUAGAUAAAGAAACAGGGGAUGUGUAAAAAAGUGAACUAACUUUCCAAAGGUGACUCAGCAAGUGAGCAACAGUUGGGAUUUAAAUAAUAAUGACUGACACUUACAGAUAAAUUAAAAUGUACUGAGUGCUGUGCUAAAUGCUUUAAGUGAGUUUCACUCAUUUACUCCUCACAACUACCCCAUGAGGUAGUCUCCUUUCGAGAAUGUGGCAACUGAAGAAGGGGGCCAAGUUAAGCACUUACUUAAUUCACACAGAAACUUGUGCUGCUGGGAGAGGUUGGGCCCCUGUCCCAUCCAUUCCAGCUACCCUGUUCUUCUUUUCUAGCCCCACUGCCCUAUAUGCAGCCUUGAGGCACCUUUUCCAGGACCCCCUCCAUAAGGAUCCCUAUAGGUGACUAUGGAGGUCACACCCCUCUUGUUUCCCUCAAGGUCGGUUGUCAGAGCCAUGUGUCUAGCACUUCAUUGGAUUGAGUCUGCAGGAUGACUUGGUCCAGAGAAUGAAUUCACAGGGACUGCAUCAUACAGGAUGUGAAGGGACUAGAGGCCAAACUCUUACCUAAUAAUGGGCACAUGUGUACCCGCUCCGCCAAAGUGAUGUGUGAUCAUGGAGCCACAACAAAUGCUCCUACUUUGAAGGUCUCUAGGCAGCCUAACUUAACACCUAAAGAUUGUCUGUGGAUUAAGAAUUUGGGAAGAAGGAAGCUAGAUGAACUUUAGUGGUAUUUUUAUCUCACUGUAGAAUCCAUCUCCAGGAAAGGCAUAUUUCCACCCCUGAUCACUCAUUGAUGUUGAGGGAUGUUCCUUUCAACUGAUGGAUACUGGGGAAAGGCUACUCUACAUUAUCAUCAUUAUUAUUGUUCACUUCUGUAUCCCCUCUACCCAGGAUGUGGUAGUCAAUUUACAUUUCUUAAGUAAAUUUGUGAAUUAUCUUCACUCUUCAACUGAGUGUUUUCUGGAUUUUAAGUGACCACAGUUUCACAGUGUAGUCCAUGGCAACAUUUUCACAAAAUCCUUAAAUUACCAUAAAUUUUAGGACAUAAAACAACAUAAAUUAAUUAUCUCACAUUUUUGUAGGUCAGAAGUCCAACAUGGGUCUCACUGGGCUAAAUCAAGGUUCCUGCAGGCUGUGUUCCUUUCUGGUGUCCCUGAGAUUCUUGGAAGAAUCUGUGUACUUGCUCCUUCAGAUUGUUGGCAGAAGUGGGUUUCUUGUAGCUGUAAGACUGAGGUUGCCAUUCCUUGCUGCCUGUCAGCUCAGAGCUAUUUUCAGCUUCUAGAGACUGCCACCUUCCUUGGCUUGUGACCCUCUUCCUACAUCUUCAAAGCAGCAAUAGCAGCUUGAGUCCUUCUCAGUCUUUGACUCUAUCUUGUUCUUCCACUGAAUCUCUUGACACUUUUGCCUGCUUCCACUCCUAAGACCUCAUGUGAUUAGGCACCAGCCUGGUUGCAUAGUGGUUAAGUUUCUGCGCUCCUCUUCAGCAGCCUGGGGUUCGCAGGUUCAG
Messenger RNA from Equus caballus (horse), 4492 nucleotides. The record is from RefSeq and is a predicted model, not a curated record. Lineage: Eukaryota; Metazoa; Chordata; Mammalia; Perissodactyla; Equidae.